GCGAUCGCCUCCCAAUCUUCCCUGGGGCUACACGCUUUUCCAUGAUGUUCAGCAUCCCCCUCUGGUCAUUUGGUUUGAGCCGUAUCUGGGACUUGAUAUACUAUAAUGUUCACUCAGCGGCGUGUCGGACUUACAUAAUCCUAUAACUCGACUUAAAAAUCGUUCAUGGCAUCGUCCAGGUCUCUUUGGUGUACCUGCAGGCAUGGGAACUAACGGGCUCUACGUGAUCCGCUAUCGGAACAUGUAUUUCGAAUCACACCACUAUUCUGAUGGUUAUCCAGAAGGCCUUGGCUUACAGGUCCUUCAGUUGAUACGACAGCCCAAUGGCAUCGCGAUCUAUCGGCAGGAGUUUGGAGAGAUGCUGGACGGGUUGAAGAGCCCUUCGGAUUGUCUAUUAUGGAUAGAAAAUGGCGACGAAUUCGAGUCCCCCUCCCCGAAGCGGCCGUCAAGCGAUUGGCUCUGGUAUUACGAGAUCGAUCUUGAUCGCAAUAUCUUCCACAUAGAGGGGUUUCCGUUUUUUACCUUGGAAUGCCUUCCAGACGAUGAAGUUUUUAUCCAAUCCGUUACCGGAUGCCUUCCAGACGAUGAGACUUAUACUACCGAAUCCGUUUCCGCAGAUCAUUACGGUCACACAGCUUGCGCAUUACAGUGCCCCCCCGAGCACAAGUACAAGAAGCCAGCACCACCGACCGUCGACAAUUCUGAGCUCGCGACGUACCAGUCUUUGAGGUGCACUGGGUCUCAGGUGGCUUUGAGCGACCUGCUCGCCAUCAGUGACAUCCUGUGUCAAAACGAGCAUGCUCGGGUCUCAUUGCUAGAGAUCAUGGUCGGGCAGUGCAUGCGUAACUCAGACGUUGGAAGAGAACUAUACGAGAUUGAGCUUGUCAAUGACCACAAGCAACUCACGGACAUUCAAUGGUCGAUUGCAUUCUUCAUGGCCAGCAUUACGUUCGUUCCCCAGAUGUUUGGCGAUAUGAUGUGCGUUUACCACCGCGAGCCGAAAAGAAAGGAGUUCACAUGGGUUCGCGAAGACACUGUUGUUUGCAUCGCAACAUAUUUGAACGACGAGAGUUGCCUACAGGCCUCUGUGUCACGCCUGAUCAACGCGAUUUCGCAGCAGAAGGAUAAUCCUGGUUUUUACUUUGGAAUCGCGUUUUCCGUCUUCCAUUGUGUAGUCGUCAAAGUCGUCAAAGACGCACACACGAUGACAUUCAGCCAUACGGACGCCCUCCAAUUUUUACCAUCAUUCUACACGGAAACACCUUCUACGCCGGGCAUCACUGCUCUCGCCCGUCUUGGCCAUCGCAUUGAACCCGCACUCUUCAAGCGUAUCCUAGAAGUUAGCAAGCACUUGUGGCGCUUGAGCAUUCUAAAGACAUUGCCCGCUCCGGGAGCUGAUGGUAGCCAUGAUGUGCCACCCAACAUCAUCUAUCCACCGCUUCCUCUUGAGCUUUGGCUAGAGAUCGCCCGUUAUCUCCCCCGCUUUGAUCUCAUCACCUUCGGAUUGAUCUCAAAACUAUGCCGAGAAGCAGCGUUGGUGCUACUCCGUUACCCCCAUGUCUUUGGCUAUCGCCUGGUCGCUGUUCCAAAGAUACCCCAGUAUUUGCGGGAGCGCCACCGCUCUUUGCAUACUGCACGUUUUUCCGCUGUACGAGCCGACAUUUUGUAUGAUGUGGAUAUUGGAAUGGAGUGGAAAAAUAUACCAUCAAAGAGGAUCAUCACUCCCCUCGAAGUUGGUGAUCCGAGUCACUGGCUUAUUGUGCACUUUUCAUUAAUCUGCGGAUGAAAAGCCAUUCGAAUAGAAAGUUCUCUUGUUAGUUGUCACCUACGAUUAAUUGUUACACAACGAUAACGCGAGUGUAUGUAGAUGAUUGGCCAUAGACAUAGCCUAUGAUUAUGAUGUCUGGACAAAACAACAAGAACAGGAACGAGAAUGCAAGCGC
This is a messenger RNA of Suillus clintonianus, 1943 nucleotides long. RefSeq lists its product as uncharacterized. The coding region runs from base 203 to 1786 and encodes 527 amino acids. The record is from RefSeq and is a predicted model, not a curated record. The transcript has 3 exons. Lineage: Eukaryota; Fungi; Basidiomycota; Agaricomycetes; Boletales; Suillaceae. Gene Ontology annotation, molecular function: protein binding.